UAGGCUAUUCUUAGCCCUUUUGUUGGAAAAGCUCUUUGAAUGAGUGCACAGGAGCCCUGGAAAAUAACCAGUGAGUUCCUAGUUGUGCCAGUGCCAGCUGACACCCCAGUUUUGGGAUCUGUACCCCUUGUCUGCCUUGGGAAAGGAAAUGUGGCUAUGUGCAGGAGAGCAUCUGUGUGCCAUGGAGGGGUAGAGCACUGCUGGCAGCCCUGUGCUGAGUGGGGACCGGGCCAGGGCAUUUAUGUGGGUGCUAGCAGUUGGGGCUUGAUGGUGAGGGAGGGGCAGAGCUGCCUUCUGCUCUGCUUGGCUCCACCUCAGCUUUCAGUACAAAGGCUGGAGCAUUUCCAUAGCCAAGUGCCGGUACCUGGAAAGCUGUCAGCUGUCUGCAGGGCUCUGCAGGGCUGCCAUGGUGUGGGUUUGGGUUCUCAGUGGUCACUCUGGAAAGCUGUCAGCUGCCUGCAGGGCUCUGCAGGGCUGCCGUGGUGUGGGUUUGGGUUCUCAGUGGUCACUCUGGAAAGCUGUCAGCUGUCUGCAGGGCUCUGCAGGGCUGCCAUGGUGUGGGUUUGGGUUCUCAGUGGUCACUCUGGCUACUGCUGGAGGAGCUCAUGGUGAGCUCUGCCUUCCACCUCCCAAUAAAGGCAGAGAGUGCCUUAAUCCUUUUCCUAUUCUUCCCCUCUUCCAGCUGGCUGUUCUGGAGGACUAUGCAGAUCCCUUUGAUGCGGCACAGGUGGCAGGUAGCCAGGCAGGGCUGGAGAAGGUGAUGGAGAAUGAUGGAUAUAUGGAGCCAUAUGAAGCCCAGAAGAUGAUGGCUGAGAUCCGCCAGAAGGGCUUACGGGAGGCUCCCGCCCGGCCGCUGCACCUCUAUGACACUCCCUAUGAGCCUGUGCUGGACAUGGACAGUGACUGCUCAGCUUGCCCCAGGCCCAGGGAGUCCCGGCUGCCCGAGGAUGAUGAGCGGCCACCAGAGGAGUAUGACCAGCCCUGGGAAUGGAAGAAGGAGCGGAUCUCCAAAGCCUUUGCAGUUGAAAUCAAGGUCAUUAAAGACCUGCCAUGGCCCCCGCCGGUGGGACAGCUGGACAGCAGUGAAAGCCCCCCGGAUGGGGAGGCUGGUGCCCCCAUCCCUCCGCAGCACGGCCAGCACAGCUACGACGACGCCAAUGGUCCCUCGGAGGGGCUGGGGUACAGCCGCACCUCGCCCUGCAGGGAGGAGAAGGCCAGGGCUGUCCUCAGGCAUGGCUCCAGCAACCUCAAGAGCACAAAGACACUGACAGCUGAGCCCGGCCCCUUUGUCGGGGAAAGGAUUGACCCUGCCCUGCCCCUGGAGAGCCAGUGCUGGUACCACGGGGCCAUCAGCCGGACGGACGCGGAGACGCUUCUGAGGCUGUGCAAGGAGGCCAGUUACCUGGUGCGCAACAGCGAGACCAGCAAGAACGACUUCUCCCUCUCCCUGAAGAGCAGCCAGGGCUUCAUGCACAUGAAACUGUCACGGACACAGGAGAACAAGUACGUGCUGGGUCAGCACAGCCCGCCCUUCGACAGCGUGCCAGAGAUCAUCCAUCACUACGCCAGCCGCAAGCUGCCCAUCAAGGGGGCUGAGCACAUGUCCUUGCUGUACCCGGUGGCUAUCCGUACCCUAUAGUAAUCACCCCCACGAGCCAGGCUCAAGGCUGGCUGCACCCAAAACUGGCCCAUCCACAGGGCUGAGCGCCGCUGUGCCAAGGAUGGGCUCCAGACCGUCAGCCCAUCAGCUGCUCGCUGGGCACAGCCGGUGCUGUCGGGGAUUGCUGCAGCCGGGCCCCUCGUCCUGCUCUCCCAGGGGCUCCCGUGCACUGGUUUUGUGCUGGCAUGGCACUGGAAGGACCUCCUGUGCUAGGAGCUGAGAGGGGCUCGCCAGCUGUCCACACCUCCACACCUGCCUCCUUGCAGAGUUUGGGAUGCCAGGACUGGAGACUGGAGCUGGGACCUUGGAGAGUCCAGGGAGGGGGGCAGUGUGUGUGAGUACGGGGAUAAAUCGUCUGGUAGCAGGCUUGAGGUACCUCCAUGAGGGUGCCUAGCUCUGCCCAUGAGAGACAAAAUGGUUGUGCCCGCAGGUAAGGAGGCUGGCAGGGGUGAGCAGGACCUGCCUGGGGCCAGCAAGGCAUGCAGAGUGUGAGGCAGGCUGCCCUUACUGCACUGGUGCUCAGUACUCACUGCCAUCCUUUGCCAAACGUAAACAGUGACCGGCCUUGGCCAUGUGUGCAGCACCACUGCCUAAUAAAGCGGUGCAUGGUUGUCUCCUGCUUCAUGGGACUGGACUGUGUGCCUACAACCCACCAUGAGUGGGGGAUCAGUGUAGCAAAACAGUGGAAAGGGAAGUUUUGUUAAACAAAAGCUUUCAGGGAA
This is a messenger RNA of Lonchura striata (white-rumped munia), 2382 nucleotides long. The record is from RefSeq and is a predicted model, not a curated record. Lineage: Eukaryota; Metazoa; Chordata; Aves; Passeriformes; Estrildidae.